Molecule: messenger RNA, 851 nt
Organism: Drosophila nasuta
Lineage: Eukaryota; Metazoa; Arthropoda; Insecta; Diptera; Drosophilidae
Gene: mat
Product: materazzi
Exons: 1
Coding region: 16-705 (229 amino acids)
Source: RefSeq, a predicted model, not a curated record
CGAUCCAGCAACAGAAUGCAUUGUCUCACAUUAGCACUGAUUGCCAUCUGCGGUUUAACCGUAGGAUUUGCUGCAGCUCCAGCUCCAAGGGCAGCAGCUGCUCCAGCCAAUAAUUUCUAUUUGGAGGUGCAGAACUGGGUGCGAAGUGUGCCACACAAGGAGAUCCAGCAAUUGGUCAGAGCUUAUGCUCUGAAUGAUGCCGGAUUCCAGUCAGUGCUGAGAGAGAUCAACUCGUUGCCCACAUAUCGAUUGCGCCAGCAAGUGCUCCGUCAGCCGGAGGUGCUUCAAUUCAUUCAGUGGCUGGGGCAGCAAUUGCUGCUGUCAGGCGGAUCCCUGAAAGUGUUUGACGACCUCGAGAUUGAGAUUAAACUGUUCAACAAAUAUCCCUACUGGGCUCAGUCGGUGAAUGGAGUCGCUGGCUUCGAGCAGGAAUUCCUCUAUCUGUAUCCCGUCCAACAGCUGCGUAGUCUCCUGGAAAGCAACGCCCAGCAGAGUCCCGCCUCUGCCGAGCUCUGGCGUCGCCUGGUUGCCCUGAAGCCGGUCUACGAACGAAUUGUGGCCACACCACAGGCCAUCGCUUUUGGCAAUCGCCUGCGUGCCUUGGGCGUGGAUAUUGCUGGCGUGGAUUCGCUCAUUCGCUACCAACUGGGCUGGAGCAAUGAAACCAUCUCCAACUACGACUACCAGGAUUAUCUUGGAUUUUAAAUGAAGCUCAAUUGUGAAAAUGGUCGGGAAGUGAAGCGGAUUUAAUAGUGAAUCUAUCUAUUAUAAUUACUAUACUCGCAUUUAUCCAACUAUAACUGUUAUGAAAUAUCAGCUUGCAAUAUUAUAUUCUUGGUUUUAAUAUUUCA